Messenger RNA from Micropterus dolomieu (smallmouth bass), 1678 nucleotides. Its product is annotated as UDP-glucuronosyltransferase 2C1-like. The transcript has a single exon. Bases 1 to 1581 code for a protein of 526 amino acids. Gene Ontology annotation, molecular function: UDP-glycosyltransferase activity. Lineage: Eukaryota; Metazoa; Chordata; Actinopteri; Centrarchiformes; Centrarchidae. The record is from RefSeq and is a predicted model, not a curated record.
AUGAGGCUGAUCUGCUCUUGCAGUGCUUUGCUGCUUCUUGUCCUCAUUCCCAGAGUCUGUCAAAGUGGCAACAUCUUGGUCUUUCCAAGUGAUGGCAGCCACUGGAUAAACAUGGAUAUCCUGCUUCAAGCUUUGAACUCCAGAGGACACAGUAUAACUAUUUUACACUCCAGCAAAAGCUGGUACAUCAAGGAUAAAUCUUCUUAUUACAUUACCUUUACAGUUCAAGUGGAGAGGAACUUAGAUCAGCAGUUCAUUACAGAAAUCAUGACUAAGUUUGUUGAAUUUGAAAAGGGGGAUCUUCCCUUGACAAGUUUUCUCCACACGUCUGUAGGAAUGUUGAGCAUAAUUUUUGACGUUCACGCAGUCGUGGGUGAAACUGUAUCAGCAAUACUAGAUGACCAAGAAUUGAUGAGAAAGAUGAAGGACAGCAAGUUCGACGUAAUGCUCACUGACCCGUGCUGGGGUGGUGGAGUCAUUUUGGCCAAAUAUUUGAACCUCCCUUUGGUUUAUAAUGUUCGCUGGCUACUAGGUGAGGAGGGUCACCUUGCUAUUGCUCCUUCACCUUUAUCAUAUAUACCUAUAACAGGAUCUGGCUACACUGAUAAGAUGAGCUUUUUUCAGAGAGUUAAAAACAUGGUUUUGCAUUUAAUAAACUAUGCACUAAAUCACCAGUUAAAGCAAAUGUACCAGACAAUAUGUGAUAAAUAUCUCGGGCCUGAUUAUGACUAUAACCAGUUAAUGCUUGACGCAGACCUUUGGCUCAUGAGAGCAGACUUUGUGUUUGAGUUCCCUCGUCCCACCAUGCCUAAUGUUAUCUAUAUGGGAGGAUUCCAGUGUAAACCUGCUGAACCUUUACCUGAACAUCUGGAGGAGUUUGUGCAGAGUUCUGGAGAGCACGGAGUCAUCAUCAUGUCUCUGGGGACUUUUGUAAGUGAACUUCCUGCAGACCUGACAAACGAGAUCGCUGCAGCUUUUGCCAAAUUACCUCAGAAAGUCAUCUGGAGGCAUAGAGGUGACAGACCAGCCACUCUGGGCAACAACACUUUAAUAGUAGACUGGAUGCCGCAGAAUAAUCUUUUAGGACAUCCCAAGAUAAAAGUAUUUGUGGCUCAUGGAGGAACAAACGGAGUUCAAGAAGCUAUUUAUCACGGAGUCCCAGUUGUGGGUCUACCUUUGUUUUUCGACCAAUACGACAACCUGCUGCGACUGAAAGAGAGAGGAGCGGCUAAGCUUCUAACCAUUAAUACCCUGGACAAAGACAACAACUUCCUUAAGGCCAUACAGGAGGUUCUAAAUGAGCCUUCCUACAAGAUGAACAUGCAGAGACUCUCCAGGCUGCACAGAGAUCAGCCGCUGAAGCCGCUGGAUAGCGCCCUCUUCUGGAUAGAGUUUGUUAUGAGACACAAAGGUGCAGCUCACCUGAAAGCAGAGUCCUACAGACUGCCCUGGUAUUACUACCACUCUGUUGAUGUAUUUUUGUUCCUGGCUGGAGUUGUGUUGCUCGUGCUUUUAGCUAUUUUCAUUUUGAUGAGGUGUUUGUACACUACAGUGUGUAAGCAUAAAGUGAAACGUGAUUAAUCAUUCAAGGGAUACACAUGUUGUACAUUAAAUCAAUAUGAAGAUGGAUUUGGCAAAUUUUUAGAUUAAUAUCAGAAUUGUUUCACUGCCCAUUUUG